ACGGCAUGCACUUUUCUUCCUUGUUGAACUUGCUUUCUCCAUUCCUUCACGACAGCAUGAAAUAACUCAUCACAAUCUGGCAUUCUGAUGUUUGACCAAACCCAAAAACGGUUAAAAAUAAAAGGAUAAAAUAGUCUUUUUCUCCUCUUUCCUCCACAUUCUUCUUGUUUUUUCCUCCUUUUUUCUGGUAUAUGAACAAAGUUCUGAGCUGUGACCAGACCUCGACCAACAACAGUCUUUAUACCUUCUUUGACCUUUCUCUCUCUUUUGUUGUCUUCUUCUUUUUUAACUUCCCUUUUUAUCUUCCUUUGGGUUCAGAAACCAGUAUUUGCCUUCACUAGCUGCCUCGGCUUGCUCUUCAGGUCAGAGGCCAAAAAAGAAACAGGUGUAAAUCAAAGCCUGUUCUGUCAGAGAAAAACUCACACAUGAAUAACCAAGGAAGUCAGAACGUUGCAACAUGCAAGCCCGUCACAACAUUCGUCCACACUGACACCAACACGUUCAGAGAAAUCGUCCAGCGCUUGACAGGUCCAUCAGAGAACAACAAUGCUGGAGCAGUAGUACCAGAAGCAACGGCUAUAAAAACCGCCACACAACAAAAGAAGCCGACGACUUCUAAGCUCCAUGAGAGAAGGCAAUGUAUGAUGAGGCCAAAGCUUGAAAUUGUCAAACCUCCUCUGAGCUUUAAGCCCACUAGCACGACACCGUCAUCCAAAUCUGGUAAUACCAACCUUUUAGCAAGUCCAGUGGGCACACCUUCUUCAUUGCUCUCUAACCUGUCCUUGAUAGAAGGGGAUAAAGCAGACCCAGAUACAGAAGAAGAAGAGAAAGCCAUUAAGGAGAGACGUUUCUACUUGCACCCAUCGCCAAGGUCUAAACCAGGGUAUACAGAACCAGAGCUGCUUACUUUGUUCCCUUUAACAUCUCCCAAUUCCAGUGGCAGACCAUAAAAUUCGACAAGAGUAAAAUCAUAAGCUUGUUCUCUCUACCUACUACCCCCAAAGGCCAUGUACAUGUAACAUUAUCUCAAUCAAGAUUUGUCUCUGUAACGUUCCAUUGUAGGUUUCAUACAGUAAACAGUCCUUAUUGAGUCGAAUAUUUGCAAUCCAUAUUGUAUCAACCCAGCGUGACAGCAUGCAGUCAACAGAGUAGUUAUGAAAACAUGAUCAGGCUUAAUCCCCAAGUCCAUCAUAAGAGAGUAGAUCAUAAGUGCUUCCUUACCCAUACCGUGCACAGCACACACAGCUACCACAGCAGUGAACAUAACCAGAUCUCUAUGACCAUCUGAGUGGAAAACAGAAUACGCGUUCUUCAAGCUGCCACAUUUGGCAUAAACAUCUAGUAGAGUUCCCUUCAGGCGGAUAUCGCUAAGUCCGCCUCUGAUAAUAUAACUGCGAACACACAGGAAGGAGACUCAUGACUGUCACGGUGUCAGGCCUCAUUCCUCUUGCUUGUAUCUCACGGAAAACAUCAAUGGCUUCAUCAGGACAACAACUUUCAGCAUAGAUACGAACCAUUAAACUACUAAGUCCGAAAAAACUGUCCUAAAACUAUCCCAGUAACAGCCGUUUAUCAAGAAAAUCCACGUUACAGAAUUUGGAUCAGACAUUUCCACAAACACUUGAUAGGCAAA
Brassica rapa (field mustard) is the source of this 1633-nucleotide messenger RNA. RefSeq names its product VQ motif-containing protein 31. The record is from RefSeq and is a predicted model, not a curated record. Lineage: Eukaryota; Viridiplantae; Streptophyta; Magnoliopsida; Brassicales; Brassicaceae.